CUGCGCAAGCGCCGCGCUGCUUCGCCCCUCCUCGCCGUUUGCAUGUAAAGGUGCUCGGUCCUUCCCAGGAAGCUAAGGCUGCGUUGGGGUGAGGCUGAAGCUCACUUCAGCCGGCGGCUAGCAUCAGACCAGGCAGCCCCUGAAAUGGCCUCCGUCUCCGAGCUCGCCUGCAUCUACUCGGCCCUCAUCCUGCACGACGAUGAAGUCACGGUCACGGAGGAUAAAAUCAAUGCCCUCAUUAAAGCAGCAGGUGUAAAUGUUGAACCAUUCUGGCCUGGUCUCUUUGCAAAGGCCCUGGCCAACAUUGACAUUGGAAGUCUCAUCUGCAAUGUAGGAGUUGGUGGGGCUGCCCCAGCCCCUGGUGCUGCUCCUCCUGGGGGUGCUGCCCCUGCUGCUGGUGCUGCCCCUGCUGAAGAGAAGAAAGAAGAAGUUAAGAAAGAGGAAUCAGAGGAAUCAGAUGAUGACAUGGGCUUUGGUCUUUUUGACUAAUUAUCUCAUGUAAUACAGCAAAUAAAUAUUUCAACUCA
Messenger RNA from Dromiciops gliroides (monito del monte), 527 nucleotides. Its product is annotated as 60S acidic ribosomal protein P1. Gene Ontology annotation, molecular function: ribonucleoprotein complex binding; protein kinase activator activity; structural constituent of ribosome. NCBI's taxonomy places the organism in Eukaryota, Metazoa, Chordata, Mammalia, Microbiotheria, Microbiotheriidae. Gene Ontology annotation, cellular component: cytosolic large ribosomal subunit; ribosome. The transcript has 4 exons. The coding region runs from base 145 to 489 and encodes 114 amino acids. Gene Ontology annotation, biological process: translational elongation; cytoplasmic translation. The record is from RefSeq and is a predicted model, not a curated record.